This is a messenger RNA of Phyllostomus hastatus (greater spear-nosed bat), 1142 nucleotides long. It is a transcript of the gene PSMB1, whose product is annotated as proteasome 20S subunit beta 1. Lineage: Eukaryota; Metazoa; Chordata; Mammalia; Chiroptera; Phyllostomidae. The coding region runs from base 59 to 781 and encodes 240 amino acids. Gene Ontology annotation, cellular component: proteasome core complex. The transcript is spliced from 6 exons. The record is from RefSeq and is a predicted model, not a curated record.
CUUCCGACUUCCGGCCGGGCCGCCAUCUCGCCGUGAGACAGCAGGAGCAGUGUGGGCGAUGUCGUCCUGUGCAGCCGCGUCUUGGGGCCCCAGCCGAAACCCGGUGAUGGAGCCGCACGGCGCCGGCCCCGUGCAGCUGCGCUUCUCGCCUUACGCUUUCAACGGAGGUACAAUAUUGGCAAUUGCUGGAGAAGAUUUUUCAAUUGUUGCCUCUGAUACUCGAUUGAGUGAAGGCUUUUCCAUCCACAGCCGGGACAGCCCUAAAUGUUACAAAUUAACAGAUAAAACAGUCAUUGGAUGCAGUGGUUUCCAUGGAGACUGUCUUACCCUGACGAAGAUUAUCGAAGCAAGACUAAAGAUGUACAAGCAUUCCAACAACAAGGCCAUGACCACGGGGGCCAUCGCCGCGAUGCUGUCCACGAUCCUCUACUCGCGGCGCUUCUUCCCCUACUACGUCUACAACAUCAUCGGGGGUCUGGACGAGGAAGGGAAGGGGGCUGUGUACAGCUUCGACCCGGUGGGGUCCUACCAGAGGGACUCCUUCAAGGCCGGAGGGUCGGCGAGCGCCAUGCUGCAGCCCCUGCUCGACAACCAGGUCGGCUUCAAGAACAUGCAGAACGUGGAGCACGUCCCGCUGACCUUGGACAGAGCCAUGCGGCUCGUGAAGGACGUCUUCAUCUCCGCUGCCGAGAGGGACGUGUACACCGGGGACACGCUCAGGAUCUGCAUCGUGACCAAGGACGGCAUCCGGGAGGAGACCGUGCCCCUGAGGAGGGACUGAGGCCUGCACUGCCGCGUGCCCUCGGGGACGGCCGCGUGCCGCCUGGCUGUGGCCCGUCUUCUCAGCAGGACGGAGCCGGGGAGUCGCGUCUCUCUUUCCUUUCGCUUUCCUCAUGCUUCCCACACUUUUCCGUCUUUCAGACAUUUCUGCGUUUUUAAGAAUGAAAAGACCCAGCAGCCCGUGUCAAUUUUCCCUGACGUUUAUGAGCAAGAAACGGAAGUGGAGAAGCUGACUUUUCUGCCCGCGCAGAUGGCCUGUCUCCGAAGAGGGUGUUCAUGCCACCCGAUGUAACCUUUAGUCCGUCUUGGUUGUAUUAAGACAUUAAGUGGACAUAAAUAAAAUACCUUAAGAUUUGUCUUGA